Oryctolagus cuniculus (rabbit) is the source of this 2008-nucleotide messenger RNA. Its product is annotated as phospholipid scramblase 1. Gene Ontology annotation, molecular function: phospholipid scramblase activity. The record is from RefSeq and is a predicted model, not a curated record. Gene Ontology annotation, biological process: plasma membrane phospholipid scrambling. Lineage: Eukaryota; Metazoa; Chordata; Mammalia; Lagomorpha; Leporidae. Gene Ontology annotation, cellular component: plasma membrane.
CCUCGCGGAAGCCAGGCUGCGAAGUUCCAGGGUAUAUAUAGGAUCGGGGAAGCCUAACAGAGAGGCCUCUGCGCCAAGCUCACCGGGAGGCUCGUUCCCUGCAGACACCGGGAGAGAACUAUUUUUAACAUGGACAAACCAAGAGCUCCAAGAAAUACUGGCUACCUUGACCCCCAGGCUGGCUCUCUAGAGCCCCAAGUUGGCUAUCCAGGGUCCCAUGCAGGCUACCCAGUUCCACCAGCUGACUAUCCAGUUGCUGACCAAAGCAGCAUUCCUGUCUCAGAUCAGCCAGAACAUACGCAGCCUGGUGGAUCUGCAGGGGUACCAUGGAUGCCAGCUCCACCACGUCCGUUGAACUGCCCACCUGGAUUGGAGUAUUUGACUCAGAUAGAUCAGGUACUGAUUCAUCAAGAAGUUAAGCUACUAAAAGUCUUACUAGAUUUUCAAAGCAAAAACAAAUAUGAAAUUAAAAACAGCUUUGGACAGAAGAUUUUCCUGGCAGUGGAAGAUACUGAUUGCUGUACCCGAAAUUGCUGGGAGGCACUUAGACCUUUCACAUUGAGGAUUCUUGAUAACACGGGCCGAGAAGUGAUCACCCUGGAGCGACCACUGAGAUGCACCAGUUGCUGUUUCCCCUGCUGCCUUCAGAAGAUAGAAGUUCAAGCUCCUCCUGGUGUCCCAAUUGGAUAUAUAACUCAGACCUGGCAUCCAUUUCUGCCUAAAUUUAAAAUUCAAAAUGAGAAGGAAGAGGAUGUGCUAAAAAUUUGUGGUCCAUUUUUUGUGUGUAACUGUUUUGGAGAUGUUGACUUUGAGAUUAAAUCUCUUGAUGAACAAAAUGUGGUUGGCAAGAUUGCUAAGCAGUGGACUGGGCUUUACAGAGAGGCAUUUUCAGAUGCUGAUAACUUUGGGAUCCAGUUCCCUGUAGACCUUGAUGUGAAAAUGAAAGCUGUGGUGCUUGGCGCUUGUUUCCUCAUUGACUUCAUGUUUUUUGAAAACUGUGGAGGCCUGGAGCCAAUAAUAGGUGUAUGGUAGUGGUAAUGGAUUAAUGAAAAUAUUUUAAUCCAUUACCAGAAAAUAUAUAAUCUGUGUAUUGAUUGGGAUUUUCUAAUAAAUGUGAAUUAAAGUGUGAUGCCUGGAGCUCCAGUUGUAUGAUUUUACUUUUCUAGAGUUUUUUGACCAUAUCACUGACUUUCGUGGGGAGCAACUCAGACUAGACUAAGUUACUGGAAUUAAGACUUAUUCUAUGCAUCUGCUCUCCCACAAUAUGGUGCUGGGAGAGGAGAAAACAGCUUCUACACAGCUGCCUCCAGUUCAGCCAAUAAACUGUAGGACUUGCUCCUGAUUGGAGGAGAGCAGCGUACUCGGCGUGUGGGCAGCCGAGUUGGGAUUGGCGGAGGAGGACUAUAAAGGAGGAGAGAGACGGCAUGCACCAGGAACAUCUAAGAGGAACAUCUAAGGGGAACACCUGUGCAGCCCCCGAGAGAGCCGGCCAGCGGUGUGCCGCUCCCCCGCGGAAGUGGGGAAAGUGGCAGGGGGAACCGCCCUUCCACGGAGGUGGAAGGGACAGUAGCCAACCCGGGAAGAACCAGCAGCAAACCCGGGGAGGGCCGAGCAGACGAAAGAACAGCGCAGGGUCCUGUGUCGUUCCUCCAUGAAGAGGGGGAGCGACAACUUUUAAAUGUUUUUAUCUGUUAUAGCAAUGUUUACUGUGAACUUAUGAGAAAAAACACAAACAGCUAAAAUUUGAUGUGGGCAGCCACAGGUAGUCACUCCCUUUGUGUACACUUAAACAUAUGAAUGGAGACUUCCUGGCACAGACAAUUAGGCUAGGGAGAUUCCGGGAAGAGCAGGAAGAACCUAAACCUCUCACAAGAGAUAAUAUAGAUAAUCAGUCACACCUGAAACCUGCAUGUAUCACCUAAGUGUUUUAUUGUAACCUUAAGAGCCUUUUUGAUAUGUAAAUCUUUUGUGCUCCUUCUUGUAAACAACUGGUCAUGUUUAAAUACUA